Messenger RNA from Lucilia cuprina (Australian sheep blowfly), 1132 nucleotides. RefSeq names its product pyrimidodiazepine synthase (gene GstO1). Gene Ontology annotation, molecular function: glutathione transferase activity; glutathione dehydrogenase (ascorbate) activity. Gene Ontology annotation, cellular component: cytoplasm. Gene Ontology annotation, biological process: glutathione metabolic process. The record is from RefSeq and is a predicted model, not a curated record. The coding region runs from base 144 to 908 and encodes 254 amino acids. Lineage: Eukaryota; Metazoa; Arthropoda; Insecta; Diptera; Calliphoridae. The transcript is spliced from 4 exons.
UUUAUCUGAUAAGUGAAUUUUUAUUUGCAAAAAAACAUAUUAGAAAUUAAUUUUAAAGUGCCGGAUACUUACACAUAAAUAUUUUAAUAUUGACGAAAUAUUUAACUUUUUUUUCCAACAAAAUACUAAAAUCUUUAACAAUCAUGAGUGGUGGAAAACAUUUGGCAAAAGGCUCUUCAAAACCUGAACUUCCUGAUGAUGGUGUUUUACGUUUGUAUUCCAUGCGCUUUUGUCCCUAUGCCCAUCGUGUGCAUUUAGUUUUAGAUGCCAAAAAAAUUCCUUAUCACAGCAUUUAUAUUAAUUUACACGAUAAACCCGAGUGGUUGACUGAAUACAGUCCCUUGGGCAAAGUACCAGCUCUACAACUUGUUACUACCGAAGGAAAACCGGCUUUAAUUGAAUCCUUGAUAAUUGCUGAAUAUUUGGAUGAAAUGUAUCCAGAACCUAGACUCUUCCCUAAAGAUCCUUUGAAAAAGGCCCAAGAUAAAAUACUUAUUGAACGCUUCAACUCUGUUGUAAGCGCCAUGUAUAAAAUAUUUGUCAACACCGAAGUAUCACCCGGUGCCAUAACUGACAUAUCCACUGGUUUGGAUAUUUUCGAGAAAGAGCUGAGAGCACGUGGUACUCCCUUCUAUGGAGGAGAAAAGCCCGGCAUGUUGGAUUACAUGAUUUGGCCUUGGUGUGAACGUUCGGAAAUGAUUAAAUAUCUUUUGAAUAAUAAAUACGAAAUGGAUAAGGAACGCUUUGAACAAUUGCUUAAAUGGCGUGACUUAAUGAUUGAAGAUGAAGCUGUUAAAUGCUUCUAUUUGGAUGGUGAAACCCAUGCUAAAUUCAUGAAAACUAGACGUGAAGGCACUCCUGACUACGAUAUGCUUGUAAAUCCCACUAAACGUCAACGCACUUGCUAAACAGUUUCUCUCCUACCCUUUUCAUAGUACAUAUUGAAAAAAAAAGUAAUUUCUGUUACGUUUGAAACGUAAUUUAUUUAAGAAAUAACUUUUUACGCAACUGGCAUCUAUUAUUUUAUCUUUUGUUUGUACAGGAUAUUUCCAUGCUUAAUUAUUUUUAUAUUAUUUUUCCAAAAAAGUAAUAAAAAAAACCUAUUUUUUACCUAAGUGCUAACAGCAACAUA